Aureobasidium melanogenum CBS 110374 is the source of this 1377-nucleotide messenger RNA. Its product is annotated as glycoside hydrolase. Bases 1 to 1377 code for a protein of 458 amino acids. Gene Ontology annotation, cellular component: extracellular region; cell surface. The transcript has a single exon. NCBI's taxonomy places the organism in Eukaryota, Fungi, Ascomycota, Dothideomycetes, Dothideales, Saccotheciaceae. Gene Ontology annotation, molecular function: glucan exo-1,3-beta-glucosidase activity. The record is from RefSeq and is a predicted model, not a curated record. Gene Ontology annotation, biological process: glucan catabolic process.
AUGCGUGCCUCAGCUGCUAUUGCUGCUGCUAUCUUGGCUGGCUCUGCCACUGCUGCCCCUACCCCUAGCCUUUUGAGCAGCAUUCUUGGUCUGCUCACCAACGACUUGAACUCGCUUCUCAACUCUCUUGGAAUCAAGCUGCAGACCAAUGCCAACAUCCACGGUGCCACCGUUCCAUUCGUCGACCAGUGUCCCUUCAGCAUCAACACCUCGGUCAGCCUUUCCAACACCCGCUUCAGUCACGACAUCACUUGGCCUCUGGGUGUCAACGGCGGCAACUAUGUUGACUGGAAGACUUUUAAAGCCAACGGCGCUAACUUGGGCGGUUGGCUCGAGAAAGAGAAGACCCAUGAUCCUAUCUGGUGGUCUUCGGUCGGUGGUGACAGUGCACCUGAUGAGUGGACCCUCUGUGAGACCCUUGGUUCUCAGUGCGGUCCCAUUCUUGAGGCUCGCUACCAGAGCUUCUUGAACACAACCACCAUCGAUCAGCUCGCCAGCGUCGGUGUCAACCUUUUGCGUAUUCCCACCACCUACGCCGCUUGGGUUAAGGUCCCUGGCUCCCAGUUGUACUCUGGUAACCAGCAGAAGUGGCUCAAGGCCAUCACCGACUAUGCUGUCCUGAAGUACAACAUGCACAUCAUCAUCGGACUCCACUCCCUCCCCGGCGGUGUUAACAACCUUGAUAUCGGCGAGGCUCUCUUCCACGAUGCCUGGUUCUACAAUGCUACCAACCUUGACUACAGUUUCCAGGCUAUUGACGGUGUCCUCAACUUCAUCAAGAGCUCUGGCUACCAGAACGCUUUCACCAUUGCUCCUAUCAACGAGGCCUCCGAUAACCUGGCUGGCUUUGGUAGCGCUGCUGGUCUUUCUACAAACGCCACUAACUGGAUCAACACCUACGUCGAUGGUGUCCUCAAGAAGAUCGCUGCUGUUGACAAGCGUAUUCCCCUCCAGCUCCAAGAUUGCUUCAAGGGAGCUUCCUACUGGGCACCUUUCUACGAUGCUGGCACCAACAUCGUCUUCGAUUCGCACGUCUACUACUUCGCUGCUGCCGGUACCUACGCCAACUACGUCAACCCUGCCGUUUGUGGUCAAGCCCAGUACAUUGCAGAGGAGACCAAGUUCCCUGUAUUCAUCGGCGAAUGGUCGUUGCAAGCCAUGUACAACAACACUUUGAACGUUACUACUCGCAAGACUUUGUUUGACACUCAGCGUUAUGCCUGGCAGAAGUAUGUGGCUGGUGGUUCGUUCUGGACCGCUGUUUCCUACUCCACUGCAGCUGUUGACGGCGAGGGAACCCAGAGAGAUUACUGGUCUUACAUUGAUCUCAUCAACCAGGGUGUCAUCACCAAGCAGACCAACGCUUCUUACUGUUAA